This is a messenger RNA of Dimorphilus gyrociliatus, 3772 nucleotides long. The record is from the annotation of a GenBank genome assembly. NCBI's taxonomy places the organism in Eukaryota, Metazoa, Annelida, Polychaeta, Dinophilidae.
UAUGGGGAAUUGCCUAAGCCGAGAAUCAGUGAAAGAGUAUCCCAGUUUUCAAGGAAUUAAUCUUGAAGACUUUCCAUCGAAUUACCCUUCCCCAAAAGUUCCAAAAAGGAGAAAGAAACAAUUGAAAGUACAGAGACUAAGAAAAUUUGACAUAAAUUCAGUUCCCAGUAUAUAUUUUACAAAAAGUUUUGAGGUUUUAGCAAAGUUUCUAGCGAAAUCAGCUCACAAUGAUUUCGAGAAAUUAAGUUGCCUCUUUUCUUGGCUGGUUCAAAUUGAUUCAACAGCUGUAAAAAACUUAAGUAAUGAGUUGAAAAAGCCCGCUUUGGAGGAAGACUAUAACUCACCAAUUUAUCACCUUCUGCAAAUUGGCGAAGGAUUAAAUAAUCAUGCUCGGAUAUUUGCUCUCCUGUGCAGAGCAAUUGGAAUUCCAUGUGUCAUCAUAAAAGGCCAUAGUAAAAAUAUCAAUUAUCAUUAUGGAUCAUCCAUUGAUUGGAAUUCUUUAUGUUGUGAAUGGAAUGCUGUAUAUGUCAAUGAGCAAUACUUCCUAAUAGAUGCCGGAUGGGCGUCAAGUGCAUUGUCACACACUCAAUCAAGCCCUAUUGGAAACGGUAGUCUGAAUUUUAUGGAUUCAGUGGGGCUUGUAAAAAAAAAGAACACUCACUCUGGCCAGAGAAUCAGAGAUUUUUAUUUUCUAACAGAUCCUGAUUUAUUCGUUUGUACUCAUUUACCUAAGGACUUUAGAUGGCAACUGCUACCAACAGCUAUAUCAAGAAAAUUAUUUGAGAACCUACCCUACGUUAGAGAACGAUUUUUUGAGAUGAACAUGACUUUCAGCGAAGGAAGCUAUAAAGAAGCUGUAAUCAUAGCAGAUAGAGUAGAAAGCGAUUUGGGAAUGAAAUUUGAAUUUUCUUCUUUAAAAACUUUUAGUGCAAGUCAUUUGUUUACUUUUGUUUUAUACAAAUGUAACUUACCCACUGAAAAAAUUUCUGAUUCUGUACUAUUUCAAUUAACAAGCGAAAAGUUAACCUUUUUUGUAAGAUUUCCAAGUAGGGGUAAAUACCGACUAGACUUAUUUGGUAUUGACAAGGAGAAACAAUUAGAAAUUGAUCUCAUAUGUUCGUAUGUCAUAUUAAAUAAUAUACAGAGAAGUUACAAUAAAUUGCCAAUUUUAUCUGAUUUUGGUUGGGGUCCUAAUUUGAGUAUGAAAGACUUCGGCUUGGCGAUCCCUCGAUAUGAGGAAGCUGUCAUUAGAAUAGCUAGGGGAGACUUGGAAAUAACCAUUGCCAACAAAAAUGAUCUAAAAAUCAUUGGAAAAUUAGUAAGAAAAGGCGUUGAGGAGACAACUUUGCAGUCUAGAUUGAAACAAGAAGUCAGAGAAGGACAAAGUUCAUUUUUUUUCAGACUACAUAAGAAAGGAGAGUAUGGCUUUCAGUUAUUUGCUAUAUGGAGAGGGAAUCGUCGUAACAUUUGCAAUUAUCUGAUAAUAUUAGAAGAAGACUGUGCAAUAAAUCCCUUCCCACGAACUGUUGAAGGUUGCAUUGGUAAAAUUAUGUCUAUACCUUCUCUUCAGAUUAGAAUAGAAGCGAAAUCUAGAGUAACUGAUUGGAUUUUUAAAACUGAUGAAAAUAUCGAAAUGGAGUUCAAGCAUCAUAAAGAUAUAGAACUAUUUGCAGAAUUAACAACUAAUUCAAUGCAGAGUGGAAUUUUAUCUAAAUCCAAGGACUUAACUUGCGUAAAAACUAUUAAUUCAACAAAAAUUACGCUAAGUAAUACUAUUCCUAAAGAAUAUGGAUUCAAUUUAUUUAUGACAAAGACAAACAAAGAGAAUAAGAGGCGAUAUUUAUUACAACAUGUUUUAUCUGGAAUUCUUAUAGUAAUGGAUAAAACUACUGAAUCAUUGCCAUUGACAAUCUUUGAGAUCCCGGUUUUUAGAAGUGUGACGUCUGCUCCUAGCAUGAAAAUAGAAAUGGUCCUUCGAGAUACACCAAAUCUUAUUGUAGUUAAGAAUUAUUUGGAAGAGGAGAUUGCGAAAGAAAAUAUUCAAUUUAUAAUGAACGAAUAUCAAACAAUUCAGGUUAACUUCAAAAGUAUAUUUGGAAAGUAUAAAAUUUUUAUCUAUAAGAAAAUACCUAAAGAUGGAUUAGUUUUCCUACUUUAUAUACACGAAAUAGACUAUGUGUCUGAAGAAAAUUUAAAGAAAAAAUCUAAGAUUCCUAUUAGAAACUCUUUUCGAGAAAUUGACUUAACAGAACAGGAGAAAGUAGAAAUAAAUUAUGAAAAACUCGAAACAUAUACCGAGAAAUUAAGAAAUGCCCUUAUAGAAAAACAGCUAACAACCUUUGAGUCAUUGAUAGAAGAAUUGAAAAAUGAAAAUGUCUCUAUAUUUAAAUUUAAAUUUCUUAUUGAGGUGGCCGAAAAUAUGUUACGUCGUCAAAGUGAAAAUAAUCGCAAAACUAUUAUUGAUUGUCUCAAAAGCAGGAAGGAAACAAACGAAACAACCCUUGAGAAAAUUGUAUGUGAAAGUACAGACUUGAUAAAAAUAUCUAAGUUGCUUGAAAAUCUUUUUGAAGAAGAAUUAUGUGAUACACAUAUUACAAUACUUCCUUCAGAAUUAAAAAAAAGCCUAGUAAAUAAGCAUUUACGAAAUGAAGAAGAAAUUUUAUCUGCUAUUAAGGAUAAUGAUCUAUCCAAGUUUAAACUUGCAAUAAAAAAUGAUGAAAAACUACACAAUCAAGUCAAAUUAUUACAAAAAAUAUAUGGUGAAAUUCAAACUAGGGAAUUUGAAAGCAUCCACAAGAAAGCUAGCCUUUUGUUAAAUGAUGUCUUUGAAUCUAUAAAGAAGGCAGAGCUGAAAGAAAUUCUAGAAGGCAGAGAAACUAUCAGUUUUAGAGUCGCAGUUGAUAAAAUGAGAUCGGCAAAUGACAUAAAGUCUAUUUUUGAAGGAUAUACUAAAACUGAAAUACAUUUUUCUUCCAAUGCAAGCUUUGAAACUACUGUCAAAAAUGAACUAACACACCUUCAACAGAAAAUUAGUACAGAAAUACAGGAAUGUGUUGAAAGUGAAAAUAUUAAAAGCUUAGAAAAAAUAAUAUCCGAUCAAGUUACCGCCCUUGAAUAUAUUGUUGAGGAAUGGUUUUAUGAUGAAAACACCCUUAAAAAUUUUCAACAUUUAAGAAAUUUAGCUAAAAACUGCAUUAACAAACUCAUUCAACGUAUAAAAUUAAAUCUAGAACAGUCAGUCUCCAGUGACACUGACGCUUCAACACUUCAAAAUAUUAUUAAACGAGUUAAAAGGCACUUACCUAAUAGAGAACUAGAAAGUCAACUCCAAGCAGCACAAAAAAUCUUGGAAAUCAAAAAUUUUAUGCAACACAGACAUAUCAUCCCACUAAAUAACUCAUCCAUUGAAGAAAUUAAAUUCAUUUUAAGAUCGAAUCCUAGAGACGUUCUUCUGAAGACAGUUAAGGCAUCACUUCUAAUUUUAAAUGAACCAAGACAAAAUCUGAGAAGCUCAGAGAAUAUUGGAAAUAUAUUCGCCAGAAAAUCAGCAUCUCUUAUUACAGAUUCACAUUCGGAACUAACCAGAAAUGUCAAAAUUGAAAAUGCUAUCGAAGCAAUGGAUUUGAUAAAUGAGAUUAAUAUAGACGCUGUUGAACGUAGUACUAGAUCAGUAACAGCACUUUACGCUAAGGUAAAGUAUAUCACUACACUGGUUAUUUGCAGGCUUGAACAAGAUAAAAUUGAAAAUAUUAGAAGUAAUCUUAAAUACUAG